Caenorhabditis remanei is the source of this 1434-nucleotide messenger RNA. RefSeq lists its product as uncharacterized. The coding region runs from base 1 to 1434 and encodes 477 amino acids. Gene Ontology annotation, molecular function: transmembrane transporter activity. Gene Ontology annotation, cellular component: membrane. NCBI's taxonomy places the organism in Eukaryota, Metazoa, Nematoda, Chromadorea, Rhabditida, Rhabditidae. Gene Ontology annotation, biological process: transmembrane transport. The transcript is spliced from 7 exons. The record is from RefSeq and is a predicted model, not a curated record.
AUGGGUGUUUAUAUAACCAUAUUUCUAUAUGCAGUAACCACGUCAGUAUUUUUUCCAGUUUUCCAGUCGUUGAUUUUUUAUAAGGCCUGUAUAUCUCUCUCCAAUUCUACGGAUCCCGAAGUCGCAUGCAUAUCUCGAGAGGCAGCUGCAAAGGACGAGGCCGUCCAUUCUCUGGCCAACAUAAUUCUUUUGACUUCGAGUACGGGACUAUGCCUCACAGCAUUUGUCACAAGUCGAUGGAUUGGCCAGUUAAGUGACAUGAAGUCUCGAAAAUUAGCGUUUUUGAUUCCAUUCACCGGCCUCUUCAUCUCAGACUUCACUAUCAUAAUACAAGUGAUUUGGCCAAGGCUAUCACCGUACUACUUCAUAGUCUCUGAAGUGAUAUACGGUAUAUUUGGAGGGUAUAUGUCUAUAACUUCCGGCGCAUUUGCUAUUGUCAGUACAAUGCAUACUGAUUCAAAGGAGAGAGCGAAGGCGAUUGCAAGGUUGGAAGGAACCAUCUCUUUUGGAUCAAUGGUCGGAUUCCUUAUCAGCUCCCGCUUAGAAGUCACUGGUUAUCUUGGAAUGGCCAGCUUCUUCAUUAUUGCACAUCUCAUUGCGUUUGUAUCAGCCCUUCUGAUGAAAGACGUCGUGUACCAUGAGCCGGAGCCGGAGCCAACACUUUUGGAUGGGGAGUCAAAGAGAAAGCAGUUUUCUUUAUGUAACGGCGCUUCGCAACUCUUCGAAAACAAGUCACCCACCACGAAGUGUAACCUCAGAAUCCUCUAUUUCUCCUUUGCCAUCUCCUACUUCGCAUUCAUCGGAUCCACACGAAUCCUGUUCUUCUAUUUGAAACACAAAUUCUAUUGGGGUGCCGAGAAGUAUGGCUACUUGAAAGCUAUAAAUCAGGCAAUGACUACUGUCAUGGCAAUGUUAGCCUUCCCAGCGCUCAAAAAUGCGGGUGUCACUGAUGUUCGACUGGCGAUCUUUGGGUUGGCGACGAGAAGUAUUGGAAGAGCAUGGUAUGCGAUUGCCUGGGAUGAUUAUGCAGUGUUUGGAGUCGUUUGUUUCGAAAUGUUCUCGAAAUUUCCGGCUACUGCGUUAAGAAGUUUGAUUUCAAGUAACGUUGGAGAGCAUGAAAGAGGCACUGCCUUCUCGUUGGUCGCCGGAAUCGAAGCAGUAUGUAAUCUGACGUCUUCAUGGGUCUUCCAUAUCACAUUCCCAUUAUCUCUGAAAUUCUUCCCCGAGCUCUCAUUUGUUAUUAUGCCAGUUAUUAUAAUUCCAGCUAUUGUUUUAAUGAUCUCUAAUCUCCGUUCCCUUGAAUCCACAGAAACGAGUACAGAAGCUCUGACGUCUCCAGAAGUUCAAGAUGAUGUGGACGCAGAGAAAGCAGUCCUUCAUCACGUUCCCACUGAGACGGAUACACUCACGGAUAGCGCUAAUUCGACAUUGUGA